Ectocarpus sp. CCAP 1310/34 is the source of this 5126-nucleotide messenger RNA. Lineage: Eukaryota; Phaeophyceae; Ectocarpales; Ectocarpaceae. The record is from the annotation of a GenBank genome assembly.
AUGACGUCGACGCUGAGCCAGCGUGAGCUUAACAUGCAGAUGCGGCUGCUCUCGCCUGGCGAACAAGGAAUCAUCGACCACGUGCUAGAGACGUUCGCAGCUCAGGUUGACGGGAAAUCAAUGCGCACACGAGACCUUUUCAACCUGAUGGAUAGCAACCGCGACAACGUUUUGACCCGGUCGGAGCUGAAAGAGGCACUGGUCAACCGCCAGCUAGUCCUCCGAGAUGAACAGCUGACACAUCUAUUGGCCUUCUUCGACGUUCAUGGUCACGGCUACGUUACUCUUGGCGACCUCCAUGAUUGCCUCAGGACAUUCCGCGCGGUGCGCCAUCGUACGAAGAUUCACGGGCAGUCGACCAGGUUGCCCCGACCCCAGCCGCGCCCGCCACCUGAUUCAACAGCAGUCACUCGAUUGCAGUCGGCGUUGCUGGCUCCCCUCACGCUCUUCUCGGCACAAGCGCCAGUCGAGGGGCAACGGAAGCAUCAGCGAUACACGAAAAACGCAAGCGAGAAGCGAAUUCUAGAGCAGGAGGCCGGAAUAAGCUUUCUAGACAUCACGGAUCCCGAGAUUAGUUCUCUCGCAGACUUUUUGAUGGAUGCGGAGAAGAAGGGAGGUCGUCCUCACGGGGGUCUGCCGUCAAAUCCGGUGGAUCAUAUACCGCCGACCGAUGCGCAUCAGCCAAACGCCCUGCGCCCGCUACCACUUGUCAUGGCCGCACUAGAAUCCGCCGCUUCGCGAGCACCCGGCUGCAUCAAUCAGGACGGGCAGCAGACGGGAGGUAUUCGCGGCCCUGGGGCAGCAGCCGUCCAAUGCUCGGCCGCAAGAGUCUUGUGGAUCUUGAGGGGCCUUCAGAGGGUAUGGCGGCAAGAAGACCGUCAUCGCAAGGCAAAAACGCUCAUCCAGGAAUCGGCCGACGAGUUCACCGACGAGAAGCUGAGCGCCGCCGUGGGGUUGUUUGACGUCGAUAGCCAGGGACACAUAGACCUCGAAGACGUGAUGACCGUCUUUCGGAAAGCGCGGGUCGACAAGUUUGUCCGGGGGCGACUACCAGCCGCAGCUAUCCCGUCACUUGUUGCGAUUGGGCGUCACCUCGAAAGUCGCAAAAUAUCGGCUCACGAUUUCGUUCAGGACGCAGCUGCGUCGACCAUCGUAGAUCCCUCGGAGCCCUGCGGGCAUAAAAGAGACCUGAAGCCAACUCCCAAGCGAAAACGCGCCGCGAAGCGAGACAACACCCAGACAGCUACGACGGCGCAGCUUGGAGCGCUAUUGUUCUCGGAGCUGCAGCUGGAUGCGGAGCAGAGAAACCUCGUUCUGGAGUGCAUCGAAGAGGAUGGGCUCGUCUCUGGCGCCAACCUAGCUGGAGGUGUGCGCCGGGCCAGAGGAGAGCUUGCUCAUCGGAAGCUUGAGAGGCUGGAACAACAGCAGAGUAUGGUUGAUGAUGGUCGAUGUCGGAGUAGUGAAACGGGCAGCCAAGUGUCAGAAGUUACUGGGAGUGCAUGUAGCAUCAUCUCUCCGCCAAGGUUCCGUCGGCAGGCUGGAGUAGCACCUACAGCGGAGGAAGGAAUGUUGGCGCCGCUUCAACACAAGCACCAGCGAGACGGUUUUAACCAAAGCGAUGCGUCCUUGAUCCUCGAACUCUUCGUCAAGGAAGGAGGGGGGCUAAGGAAUCUUACCGGCAAGAGCGCGGCGAGGCUUUGGCGCGGUCUUAAGCGACGAGGACGUGGCGUGCACGCCCAUGAAAACGGCCGCUCGGCAGCUAGGCGCCUCCUGCAGCUCCUUGGGUCCCGGGACAUCAAACCACUCCAAUGGUUUGCCACCCUUGACCCUACGGCUGAAAGCUCUGCCCCAAGCGAUGAAGGUAGCUUCAUGGAGCGUCGUGUUGCGAUGUCGUCCAUCGUUCAAGGUGUGCAAGCUUUGGACGGGACGACCCGAACGGGCCCACCCGGGGAGGCGAACACAGUCCACACGGCAUCCGACGACGAAGGUGCCACCGAUUCACUGGAAGGGACUCUCAGCAGCAACGACGGCAGUUACAGCAGCACCGGGCAGACCGCCGGAAAGAACGACAAGGCUCAGAGGUGGACCAAGGCGCAGUUGUCCGACUUGGUCCGUCACCUAGACCCCUGCGGAGAAGGCAGCAUAACGCAGGAAGUCUUUCAGGAGGGGUUGUGCGUCUGCCGCGGAGAUCGAGGAGCUUAUCCUGACGCCGCUCACCUCGCGGCAGCGCGCCGCCUCGAGGACGCGUUGCGGGAUGAUGGCUGCAGAGACGUUUGUGGAAUGUUCCACUCAUUGGCGGGUGAAGGGAGGGGUGGUGGGGACCUCGUUGGGACUAUUCAGAAGCUAGACGAGCUGAUGAGCUUGCAAGGAAGACGUCUCGUCGUCGAGUUUCAUCAAGCGGACACCAACCGUUCGGGAGGGGUGGAUCCCACGGAGCUCAAGAAGGUGAUGAAAAACCUGGUUCAGCCUUGUUCAUUGCUGCGCUUCGAGCGCAAACGGCGGCGGGAACGGCAACAGGCGGCGGCGGUGACCUCUCAAAAUGCGGAGCGUUGGAAGAAGGGUUUCAUGGAAAAAAUGGAGGCACUGGACAAGUCCAAGGCUUCCAACUUUCUCGAUAUCAUUUCCACCGCACUCCGCAACAGAAGAUGGCAAAUCAGAGACGUUUUCAGGGACGUCGACAAAGGAAAAUCAGGGGCUUUGGGCGUGGACGACCUGCUGGAGAACACGCACCUUGCCCUCGGCCUGAAGCUGGACAGGGGCGAGGCGGCGGCGCUGGUCUCGAUGCUGGACACCAACGGUGACAAGUCCAUUCAGUGCGAAGAGCUCGAAGUGCGGAUGCAAAGAACGAGGGUCCUUAGCACCGUCGAAAGCAGUGGCAAGGUCUACUUAGCUGACCACCCUCUUGAUCGCUUCCCGUCUUGCUCGACUCUCUCUUCGCCGCCUCUUCGGCCAACAAUACAACAACAGCUCGCCCUCCGCCUGUACCGAAGGUACGGGUGGGAGAGGCACCGGUGGUCGAGAAGGAAACCCUUCCACGAAGAAUUCCCCUCUCUUUCGUGCCUGUUCCGACGGACUACCCGGGCAGAGGGGGACGGGGCGGGCCUGCAACAGCAACAACGAAAUCCGGCCCUUCCCCGUGACACCAAGGUCAACCGCGGGGAUAUCGUGACCGCGCUCGUGCGUCUCCGUGGGGGUUCGAGCGGGGACGCGGUGGGUGGGAACCGCGGCAGGGGGCAGCUCCUGCCGGCAUACGGCCCGAACAUCCAGCGGCGGCGAGUGCUGCUGAAGGCCGUCCGGAAGGUCGCAAACUGCUGCCAGACAGCCGGCGUGAGGACCGCCCCGGCGCUGCUGGCGACUCUGGCCCACUUCGACUUCGGCCCCGUUGACGAGGCCAGGCGCAAGGCGGGCCGCAUGCGCGCGGUCGACCUGUGGCAUUGGCUUCGACUGCUGAGCGCGCCAACAGAUGACCCGGGCGGCAGCUUCAUGGGGGGGAGCUUCAACGACAACGCUAACCGCACCAAAGGCGUUCAUGGGCAGCGACGAAAGAAAGAUGUUUUAUGUGGUCGAAACAAGAGCAUCUAUGGGUUUGGGGACUGCGGUGGUGGCCGCGGCGGCGCCCACAAGACCGUCGACGAGAUGGUGAGUGGGCGCUUGCUCGACGCCGAGGAGACAGCGCUACUGCUAGACGCCUUGGAACUCCGAACGCGUGUCCAAGAAGCCCGAGACGCGCCCGCUACAGGAGCAACGGAGGACGGCCCUCUCGUGUCCGUUCCCGCGUUCUGGGACCUUCUCGUGGAACAUGUCCCGGGCUUGUGGGACAGGGAACUGCAAGAAAGGCUGGAGGCCGAAGAAGUACGCCUGGAUCGCAUCAAGUCGCACAAGGCCGCGACGCGCAUUCAGGCGAUGGAGAGAGGCCGCAUCGCCAGGCACCACGCCGCCGCCGAGAGGGCAGCGAGGACGGCCGCCGCGGCAAAAGCGCAGGCGGAAGCGCAAGCAAAGGCGGAGCUAGAGGAGUCCGCCCGACGCCUCGCGGCCGCCACGGAGGAAAGGAACGCCGCCCGGGCCGCCGUCAAGAUACAGUGCGCUACCCGUCAACGGCACGCGCGCGAAGAAGUGUCGCGACGGCGCCGCCGACAGCAGGAGGAGGCGGCCAGACUAGCAGCAGCGGUCAAGAUCCAAAGCAUCGCGAGAGGGCGACAAGCGAGGGCGGCGGCGGAGGAAGCGCUCAGCCGACGGCGAGAGGAGGCCGCCAGACUAGCAGCGGCGGUCAAAAUCCAAAGCGUCGCGAGAGGGCGACAAGCGAGGACAGUGGCGGAGGAAGCGCUCAGCCGACGGCGAGAGGAGGCCGCCAGACUAGCAGCGGCGGUCAAAAUCCAAAGCGUCGCGAGAGGGCGACAAGCGAGGACAGUGGCGGAGGAAGCGCUCAGCCGACGGCGAGAGGAGGCCGCCAGACUAGCAGCGGCGGUCAAGAUCCAAAGCGUCGCGAGAGGGCGACAAGCGAGGACGGCGGCGCAGGAAGAGCUCAGCCGACGGCAAGAGGAGGCAGCCAGGCUAGCGGCAGCGAUCAAGAUCCAGAGUAACGCCAGAGGGCGACUGACGAGGGAGACAGCCAAGGAAGCCUUUCGCCGGCAGCAAAAGGAAGAGGCCAGGCUUACAGCGGUGGUGAAGAUUCAGAGCGUCGUGAGAGGGUGGCUGGCGAGGGAAUCGGCCAAAGAGGCGGCCGAAAUCGCGGCAUUGGACGCAGCCAUCACGGCUCGGCAGGCGAAGAUGGCAGAGGAGGUGCGACCAGGCGCGGCGGGGGCCGAUCAAGGACGGGGGGGGUGGAGGAAAAAGAGCGUGGUGGGCGCACGUUGUGUGCAAGGCUUGGCGGGCCUCCAGGUUCAGGUCCCACCAAAUGACAACGCCGUCUAAUAUAUCGUGGCGUGAAGGGUUCGAUGUCGUGGGCGUUUCGGUGCAAUUGAUAGGUGGAUGUUCGUUUUCGUAUGUCCGUGCCGUGACGACGAGCAAAGGCCACGACAAAAAAAACAGAAAAACACAUAGGACCACAGCAGUAGUCUAGGAUUAUCCGCGAUACGACGUCGGGCUUGAUAUGUCGAUUAGGUUUUGCGUGGAAAGUUGCCAUGUCG